AUGGCAGCCCAAAGGAGGCGCUUGGUAAAAGAGUUCAAUCCUUACGUCACUUGCUAUAUCUGCAAAGGCUAUCUUAUCAAGCCCACCACCGUCACUGAGUGCCUGCACACGUUUUGUAAAAGUUGUAUUGUCCAACAUUUUGAAGAGAGCAACGAUUGCCCAAAAUGUGGAAACCAAGUUCAUGAAACCAAUCCUUUAGAAAUGCUAAGGCUGGAUAACACACUUGAAGAAAUUAUAUUUAAAUUAGUGCCAGGACUUCGGGAAAGAGAACAAGACCAAGAAACUGAAUUCUGGAAAAGGAAACGUCCAGAAGAAAGUGGAGAAGAUGGACAUCCAGACAAUAAAAGGCUUAAGGAUGACGAAGAGGAGAAUGACGAAAACAAAGACUACCACAGAAGCGACCCCCAGAUUGCCAUCUGUCUUGAUUGUCUACGGAAUAAUGGCCAGUCUGGGGAAAACAUAGUAAAGGGGUUGAUGAAGAAAUUCAUCCGUUGUUCAACACGCAUAACAGUUGGGACUAUCAAAAAGUUUUUAAGUUUAAAAUUAAAACUUCCAAGUACUUAUGAGCUGGAUGUUCUAUGCAAUGGCGAGAUUAUGGGGAAGGACCAUACAAUGGAGUUCAUAUACAUGACAAGGUGGCGGCUGAGGGGUGAAAAUUCUUAUCCAAUGGUAUUGCAAUAUCGACCAAGAAUUGACUUUGGUUAA
This is a messenger RNA of Staurois parvus, 705 nucleotides long. The record is from the annotation of a GenBank genome assembly. NCBI's taxonomy places the organism in Eukaryota, Metazoa, Chordata, Amphibia, Anura, Ranidae.